AGGAUUCGCCCACUUCCGUCACACAAAUCGAUCCGCUACUCGGACUCGGAGAAGAGAGACAACGCACGCCACGUACGAUGCACGAGUUGACCAUCUUGUUGCUCCUGCUGCUGGGCUGCUGGGAGGCCGAGGAGUCAAGACUCCCGUCGGCCGAAGCGUCGCCCUGCCUGGCCCCGCCGCAGUGGGAGGGGAGGUGGGUCGUGUACGACCACGGCAGCGGGAGAAACACCCGGGCCGCGGUGUCCUAUGACGGCCAGAACCACAGACUGCGAGUGCUGGAGCAGCACAAGAAGCACACUCCUUGUCAGAGGUACUAUGAGUUCAUCUACCUGUACGAGAGUAUGGUGAUGUUCCGGAUCGACCAGAAGACGGGGGAAUGCGCCAAGAUGGAGCUGACCGAGGCGUGGGACCCCUUCGACAUCCCCGACAACUCAACCUACGAGGACCAGUACAUCAUCGGGGGGCCCGGCGACAACGUGGAGGUGCAGGAGUGGUCGGACAGGAAGCCGGCCAGGAAACACGAGACCUGGGUUGGUGUGUACACGCUGCGUGACUGCUACCCGGUCCAGGAGACGUACAUCAGGAACAGCAGCGUGACUACCUCCACGCGGUUCUUCAACCUGAAGCUGGGCAUCAGCGACCCCAACGUCUUCACGCCGCCGCCCGGAUGCGAAGCGGCGGUUGACGCCACGGUCCAGACGUUCUGUUGAGCUGCCUCUACUUCAAAACAGACGCCAGCAAACACCCAAAAUGUCUUUUUCUGUUUUUCAGUUGGCGGAAUAAGCCAAUAAUAUAUCAAGCAGUACGUGACAAUAAAGCAGGCGAUUCUUACACAA
Messenger RNA from Corythoichthys intestinalis (scribbled pipefish), 836 nucleotides. RefSeq names its product ependymin related 1 (gene epdr1). The record is from RefSeq and is a predicted model, not a curated record. Gene Ontology annotation, biological process: cell-matrix adhesion. Gene Ontology annotation, cellular component: lysosome; extracellular region. Lineage: Eukaryota; Metazoa; Chordata; Actinopteri; Syngnathiformes; Syngnathidae. The transcript has 3 exons. Gene Ontology annotation, molecular function: calcium ion binding. Bases 78 to 710 code for a protein of 210 amino acids.